UUAAAAAGGAAACAAAUCAAAGAUUUUGGAAUGGGUUCGAACGAGGUUGGGUUAUCAGGGGCAGGAUCACGACGGCUGGAGACGUUGGCUCGGCAUUUCCGCCCUCACAAACCACCACCACCGCAAGAUGCUGCUGGCUUUUCCAGGCGGGCUGCGGUUCUGGUAUGUCUUUUCGAAGGCGAACAUGGCGAUCUGCGCGUAAUUCUCACCAAGCAAGCCUCGACAAUCUCCUCUUAUUCGGGCGAGGUUUCGCUGCCGGGUGGGAAAGUGGAGGAAGGUGAUGCAGAUUAUGUUGACACGGCCUUGCGUGAAGCUAAGGAGGAGAUUGGCUUGGAUCCUUCUCAAGUCACUGUUGUAACUGUUCUUGAACAUUUCUUUGUGCAGAGUGAUGUGCUAGGGGUUCCUGUAAUAGGCUUACUGUCUAACAAGAAGGCGUUCAAUCCAGCUCCAAAUACAGCAGAAGUGGAAGCAAUAUUUGACGCUCCCUUAGAAAUGUUUCUCGAGGACGAGAACCGAAGAGCGGAGGAGGCAGAAUGGCAGGGAGAAGAGUUCAUAUGCAAUUUCUCCGACUUCAAAGCAGAUAACAAGAAUUAUGUCAUAUGGGCUUUGACUGCCGUAAUUUUGAUCACGGCCGCCUCGCUUGUGUACCAGAGGCCGCCUGCGCUCCCCGAGCGAAGACCGAAAAUCUGGAGCAGAGGCGCUGCUAGACAAGCUUCAAUGCUAUAAAUUCGUUCAUUCAAAGUCAGCUCAUCAUGUAAUUGUUGAAUCCUAUACCAACAGCCACUGACUUUUCCAAGUAAAAUGCUGCUUUCAAUGUUUCUAUAUUUGUCCAUAACGAUACUGUAGUCUACUACCUUAAAUUCAAGGCGAAAAUGUAAUUGGUUUUUGUAUCUUGAUAAUUCACCCUUUUUGUAACACAAAAUUGAAUUGGUAUUUCUCAAAUCUUUGUAUGAGAUGAAAAUCAACAAAUGUGCCUCCUCAAUUUAGGUG
Molecule: messenger RNA, 990 nt
Organism: Morus notabilis
Lineage: Eukaryota; Viridiplantae; Streptophyta; Magnoliopsida; Rosales; Moraceae
Product: nudix hydrolase 15, mitochondrial
Exons: 4
Coding region: 31-726 (231 amino acids)
Biological process (GO): coenzyme A catabolic process
Molecular function (GO): acetyl-CoA hydrolase activity; coenzyme A diphosphatase activity
Source: RefSeq, a predicted model, not a curated record